CAUUCCCAGACCUUCACUCUUGCCCUGUUGCUUGUGUGUGCGAGUGUGUGUGGACACGAGAAUGGCAGUGUUUAGUCGGUCAUCUUCACUGCUCUGGACCUACCUUUGUAUGGUCAUGCUGGCUCUGCUGGCUGGUGUCUGCCUGGGAAGAUCUGACUCACCCCGUGGCGUCUCUUUACCUUUUGUGUUUGACCUGAAUGCAGUGUGUGAUCCACCAUGCAAACAUGCUGGGAUCUGUAUCCGAAACAGCACCUGCUUGUGUUCACCGGGCUACGAGGGCGAGACCUGCCAGUAUGCUAACUGUGACCCAAAGUGUAAAAAUGGAGGUGAAUGUCUCCGACCUGGAAAGUGCAGAUGUCCUCCAGGAUUUGGUGGGAAAUAUUGCGAAAAAGUGGCAUGCGGUGAUGGUUGCUGGAAUGGUGGAGAAUGCAUCGCAGUGAACGGACAAGCCAAGUGCAUCUGUCCCUCCAGCUGGACUGGAUCCAAAUGUCAAGAAGCAAUCUGUCCUCAGGGUUGCCACAAUGGAGGCAGCUGUGUGGAUCCUGGAAUCUGCAGCUGUCCAGAGGGAUGGCUAGGGGGAGCCUGUCACAUUGCUGUGUGCAAGAAACCGUGUAUGAAUGGUGGGAAGUGUUUUUCUCCAGACAAAUGUCGUUGUCGCAGUCUGUUCUCUGGCCCUCAGUGCGAAGACAGAAAAAAACUUUUCUGAUCUCAGUACUUACUGUACACUCCCUCAGAACCGCAGAGCUGGCCACAUGGUGCUAUUCAUUUAAGUUUGUUCAUUUACUUAUUUUUGCAUUUGUAAGCAAAUUUGUUACAUUAUACUGUAUGUGUACUGUGUGUUUUUAUGACAUAAAAUAAAUGGAAAAAAAAAAC
Molecule: messenger RNA, 873 nt
Organism: Clarias gariepinus (North African catfish)
Lineage: Eukaryota; Metazoa; Chordata; Actinopteri; Siluriformes; Clariidae
Gene: seraf
Product: Schwann cell-specific EGF-like repeat autocrine factor
Exons: 5
Coding region: 62-706 (214 amino acids)
Source: RefSeq, a predicted model, not a curated record